AUGUUACACAGCGGGCAAGGUGGGCUGCAUCGUGAGCUUCAGAUGGGAGUGGGACUGGCCAACAGCAACCACCAAACUCUGGAAGACUGGAAGAGCAAAGCACCCACAACAUUCUCAAGUGCCAACCUCGGCUUACCUGUUCCGACUAGUGAUACCACCCCUUCUCCCUUCGCCGUCGUCCCACAUAACCUCAAGUCCAGUACGUCUGGAUUCCCGAUCAACCGCUCAUCGCUUCGGAUUCGGUUGGAUGAACAGACCAGCUUCUCUUCCGAUGAAGGGGAGGAGGAAGAUGAGCAACCGGAUAGCGAAGAGGAGCAAUGGCCGAUCAAACGCUGCGAUCCAGGAGCGCCCAGCAAGGCCUUGGAAUCCUUCAACGUACCUCACCUCUUACCAGACGACGAUCCAGUACUAGUCUGGGAACAGCAAGAGCGCCAAUCGACCUACCAACUAUCGAUCCAGAAUGCGACCGCCCGUCGACGACACUUCGAAGGCAUUCACGUCCGCACACUCGCCCGGGCCAACGAGAACAGCGAACAACAACACAAACAACAGAUGAACGAUCUCAGCAAAGUCCUCGCCCGAAUAGGCCUCAACAAGGAGAGGCAGAUGCGACUGGCAGAACUCGAGCGACAAGAGCUGCUCAAACAACAACAACUCGAGGAACGCAAAGAGGCAGAGACCAAGCGCAAGCUCGAACAUGAACAUCAAGACCUACUCGAACGGCAGAAGAAAGAGGCCAAAGAACUCAAACUCUCGGAAGCUCAAGCCUCUACUAUCAAGUCCGUUCGCGAUGAUUACAAGAAAUCGUACUCGACUAUCCAACAAUUCAAGUCAUCCGUCUUGCCUACAGUCUCUGCUAGCGAAUCUUUCAAAACUUUGUGUAGACAGGCUAAGAGGAGAAUCACGCCCAAAGAAAGUCAAUUGACCAAUGGCUCCCGUCAGAUCGAGAAAGUGAUUUUAGAAGUAGGUGGAGUCUUGAACGAGACCCGAAAGCACGACGAAAGUGUGUACCUGUGGGUGUGCAACCAUCUAGCGAAAGCGGGGACGGAAGUGACGGCGAAACUGAGUACAGUGUACCCAUUAGGCCGACUGGUGGUAGGAUUGAUGAUGAUAGGCUAUCCAGAGGUGGGGACGAUCCUGAUGGGACGGCUAGUCAAGAAGUGUUACUUUCUAGUGGCCUAUCGGCCGAUACCGGAGGAAGGCCAAUCGGAGGCAGAUUACCGGAAGCAGCUGGGCUACCAGUCUGAAAGCUCUACCAUCAAACAGUCCGACCCCUCUGACGUCGUCCCGAGCUUGAAAGGAGUGCCCAAACAGGAACAACUCCAGCGGAUCCCGCCCGAAUUGCGCCUCGAUUCCAGCUGGAAAUGGCUUGCUAAUACCCUCAAAUUGCCGCUUAUCUUCCUCACUGCUACGCCCAGAGUCCUCGCCUCCUUCUUGGAAGUCGCCAGCCAAAGACUCUUUGAAAUCUACGGUUCCCAGUUCAUCAAGUUCCUCAAGACUCUCUUGGAUCGUGGGAUCUUGAUCCCUGCUCAUCCGUCCCUCAAAUUCAAUUGGAAUGAUAUCGAUUGCAAACCCUCGAUCUUUCAACUCCAGGGCCUCAUCGAAGACUUCCUUAAUAAGGGGAAGCUUCUUCCUGAUCCUCAUCUCAACCCCACCGGACAAUUCUAUCAAUUAACUUAUGACUGAAUGCUCCAUUUACAUCUACACGUAUGUAUGUAUACACCAAAAAAAUGUGUGUGAUUGGCUUCUUGUUCCAUAAUACCUUGUUUCUUUA
Messenger RNA from Puccinia graminis f. sp. tritici CRL 75-36-700-3, 1774 nucleotides. RefSeq lists its product as uncharacterized. The transcript is spliced from 5 exons. Gene Ontology annotation, cellular component: nuclear pore; cytoplasm; nuclear pore cytoplasmic filaments. The record is from RefSeq and is a predicted model, not a curated record. Bases 1 to 1686 code for a protein of 561 amino acids. Gene Ontology annotation, biological process: regulation of translational termination; poly(A)+ mRNA export from nucleus; regulation of translational initiation. Gene Ontology annotation, molecular function: translation initiation factor binding; inositol hexakisphosphate binding; phospholipid binding. Lineage: Eukaryota; Fungi; Basidiomycota; Pucciniomycetes; Pucciniales; Pucciniaceae.